Molecule: messenger RNA, 762 nt
Organism: Penicillium olsonii
Lineage: Eukaryota; Fungi; Ascomycota; Eurotiomycetes; Eurotiales; Aspergillaceae
Source: the annotation of a GenBank genome assembly
AUGGAUCCCGAUGCCAGCAUACCGACCGAACCCGAGCCUUCGGUUUUCAGCUACGUGCUAUCAUUCCUUCUCGUCGGCGUAGCAUGGGGCUUCACGACCCCCUUUAUCCGGCGCGCCGCGGCAGACUUCAACGCCCGACAAGAGAAGCAAGCAAAUGAAUCGAACCGCGGACGAUCAAGAUCACGAUCCGAACGAGCCACAGAGAAUGGAUUCACAGACACCCCCGAGGAGCAGGAAUUGCUCUCCCAGAACGAACAGGACACGGAACCGGGACAGGAGGAUAGCGUGCGGGACCGAAGCAUCAGUCGGAGUGACGUGAAUCGCAAAUCCAAGACAGCGGGCACAGAGAAUGAUUUGGAGGGCGAAAGCUCGGCCCAGAGGACAGCUUCCAAUACCCGGAGGGCGGAUGAAGAGGACGACCUACCGAUGCCGGCUUGGAGGCGUGGGUCUGGAGCAAAGCAAUCUUGGCUGCGCGCGAAGGUGGUUUCGAUAUUUUGGACGGUUGUCAAUCUGCUACGGACGCCUGCCUAUGCUAUUCCAUUGGUCAUCAACCUCACUGGUAGCAUUUGGUUCUUUUUGCUCGUGGGAAAACACGAACUUUCCCUUACCGUUCCGCUGAUCAACUCGAGUGCUUUCCUUUUCACUGUUCUUGGUGAAUGGUAUGUUGAGCGCAAGGUGAUUGCGAAGCAGACGUGGUUGGGCAUGGGUCUGGUUCUGGGAGGAAUCGCAGUUUGUGUGCAUUCCAAGAACCAAGCUUCUUGA